Lottia gigantea (owl limpet) is the source of this 627-nucleotide messenger RNA. RefSeq lists its product as hypothetical. The transcript is spliced from 6 exons. NCBI's taxonomy places the organism in Eukaryota, Metazoa, Mollusca, Gastropoda, Lottiidae. Gene Ontology annotation, molecular function: phosphoprotein phosphatase activity. The record is from RefSeq and is a predicted model, not a curated record. The annotation marks the transcript as partial.
UAUGCUAUAAUAAAGAACUUACCACCUUUAACAGAUGAAUUACGAGCUAGAGUACCAGCUCUUCCUGUUAAAACUAGAAGUUCACCUCAGUUUUCAUUAGUGCUAGAUUUAGAUGAAACAUUAGUUCAUUGUAGUUUAACUGAAAUGGAAGAUGCAGCUUUUUCAUUUCCUGUUGUUUUUCAAGAUGUGACUUACCAGGUAUUUGUUCGCACCAGACCUGGAUUUCGAGAGUUUUUAGAGCGUGUAUCUAAGUUAUUUGAAGUUAUAUUAUUUACAGCAUCUAAAAGAGUUUAUGCUGACAAACUUCUCAAUUUACUUGAUCCUCAGAAAAAACUUAUAAAGCACCGGUUAUUUAGAGAGCACUGUGUGUGUAUUAAUGGUUACUAUAUUAAAGAUUUGUCAAUAUUAGGACGUGAUUUAUCUAAAACACUUAUUAUUGAUAAUUCACCACAGGCCUUUGGUUAUCAGCUUGAUAAUGGUAUUCCCAUAGAAAGUUGGUUUAUGGAUCAAGGUGAUCAAGAAUUAUCUAAACUCCUGCCUUUUCUUGAAAGUUUAGUUGCAAUGAAUGAAGAUGUUCGGCCAUAUAUACGCAAUCGGUACCGUCUACAUACAUUAUUACCACCAUAA